AUGGGUAACGAUGGAGGAAGCAUCCCCACUCGCCGCGAACUCGUCCGCGAAGCCGCCAAAUCCCCCAGCACCGCGCAAGUCAAAGAAGCCCAGCGCGAAGUCCAAUCUCACUUCUGGACAACCUGCCCCCUCUCGCACUCGCCCCUAGUGCGCCCCAUCGUCUCCGACUGCACAGGAAACCUAUACAAUAAAGAUGCCGUCCUCAAAUUCUUGCUUCCUGGCGAUGACACCGAGGGAAUCAGCUCGAAGGCGGACUGCGAGGAGAUUCUGUGCGGACGUGUUAAGAGCCUACGGGAUGUGGUGGAGUUAAAGUUUGAGGUUGAUACGGAGCGUGGGGAGGAGCAUCGUCGGGAGACUGGGACUGGGAAGGGGGAGAAGAGGGAGGGGUGGAUUUGUCCGAUUACGGCGAAGGUGCUGGGGCCUGGUGUCAAGUCGGUUUAUCUGGUGCCUUGUGGGCAUGUGUUUUCGGAGGAGGCGGUUAGGCAGCUUAAGGGGGAUAAGUGUUUGCAGUGCAACGAAUCCUACACCGAAGACAAUAUAAUCUCCAUCCUCCCAUCCCAAGAAACCGAUAAACAACGUCUCAUCGCCCGCGGCCAGAGACUCGCCGAGCAAGGCCUCACGCAUUCCCUCAAGAAAGCCCCAGGCUCGAAGAAGCGCAAGAAGAACGCCAACGGCGACUCUACAAACGAGCCCGAAGCUGCUGGAGCUGGGAAGACAACUAACAGUCGCAGUGGCACAUCGACUCCGACGACGAAUACUGGUAUUAAGAAUGCCGCGACGGCAUCGCUAACUGCGAAGGUCUUGGAAGAGGAAAAUGAGCGCAAGAAGAGGAAGAAGUUGAUGGGAGGUAAUGAGAACUUGAAUAGCCUUUUCACCAAGGAGCCCAAGGAUGGGAAGAAGGGUGGCAGUGACUUCAUGACCAGGGGGUUUACUAUUCCUGCUGAGGCAAAGAGAUGA
Aspergillus chevalieri is the source of this 957-nucleotide messenger RNA. RefSeq lists its product as uncharacterized. The record is from RefSeq and is a predicted model, not a curated record. Gene Ontology annotation, biological process: site-specific DNA replication termination at RTS1 barrier; mitotic DNA replication termination. Bases 1 to 957 code for a protein of 318 amino acids. NCBI's taxonomy places the organism in Eukaryota, Fungi, Ascomycota, Eurotiomycetes, Eurotiales, Aspergillaceae. Gene Ontology annotation, cellular component: nucleus. The transcript is spliced from 3 exons.